GAUUCCCAUGUGCUCUAGAUACGUUACGCUCUAGAUUUCAACACAUAACCUUUCCAAUAUAACCCUCCACUAAACCCUCAUCUCCUAUGAAAUCAUCUGCUGCUUCUUUCCAAGAAAUGAAUCCGACAACAUUAAACCCUAUGCUCCAUUCUGUAUCGCAAUCUAUUAAUCCAUCGAGUUGCAUUUCUCCACUGGCAAUCUUUCUUCUGAGAGGGAAUUCUUGAUUUAUGUCGCACUAAUGACUGGGGGAGCUCAAUCUUGUAGAAAUGAUAAACCUUCCAUCAAUUACAGAUAUAAUCCUCAUGGAGGGGCUUCUUUUGACCUUGCGGAUGUUACUCGUGAAGAUUAUGCUCCCAGUUCCCAUGAUAAUGGCAAACACCCUGCUAAACAAGCUGAAGCCAGAUCAUCUAUACUAAGCACGGCUGAUCUCAUUUCAGGAGCGGGCCAGUUAUGGAAUUUUGCCUCUUCGUCUCUUCCUGUUUUACGUCAUAAGUCAACAUCAACACAGAACAAUGAUAGCCUUCAGAAAGAGAACACAUUCUAUUAUCCAGCCGAGGAAGGAAAUAUAAUUGCGUCUAUUUCUUCUGAGGGUCAGAAUGUCUCAGUAAAUUUAAAGGCCGAUAGCCAUGUUUCACCUACAGUGAAUGUGCAAAAAGACUCAGACUCUGUAUGUGUAGCCAAAAAACACUCUUCUUUUGAUUGUUGCAGUGUGAGUCGGAGUUGCCUGCUUACUGCUUAUGGUAAGACGAUCCUAUCUUGCAAAGAGAAAGGGGUUUCUAGUGUAAUGACCUCAUAUGAAUUGCGAAAUAUAUAUGGAUGGAUGAGCAACGUAAAGCUUUUGAGUCCAAUGUAUAACGUGAACUCUAUUGAACAUGAUAAGAAAAGAACUGAUUACUGCUUUAAUGCUAGAGAAACAGCUAGUGUUGAAAGAAGCAAUCCAGAAAACACUAGGCUUGAUGACGGUAUGAUUACAAAAACUGAAUUAGCUGAAACUGAGGAAUCUUCAUCACGGGAAUAUGCUAACAAUAUGAUGAAAACAAGCACAGGUGUUAUGUCUCUGUGCUCAGAGUAUCUUCUUCGUCCUAUACAGGAUGUUGAGGCAGAUGGUAAUGGCUCCAUCGUUCCAACUUCUAACCUUCAAGCUGACUCCAACAUGAAGUCUCUAGGUUUAGGUACAAGUCCUUACUUAGAAUGCCGGCAUGGGAAAGAGGACGAGUUAAGUGAGAUCAAAGAAGGUCAAGAAAGGCAAGUUGUCAAGCAGGAAAGUUCUGCCAUGCAGAUUUUUUCAUUGACACCAUAUAAACUACAGUAUGGACUCGCAAAGCAAGAGCAUGCUUUUGCUGGAGCAUUUGCUGGUAUAUUUGUCAGCCUGUGUCUGCAUCCCAUGGAUACAGUUAAGACUGUUGUUCAGUCUUGCCGUACUGACCAAAGAUCUAUUCAAUAUAUCGGCAAAUCAAUUCUACAUGAAAGAGGUUUAUCAGGACUUUACCGUGGAAUUGCAAGCAAUAUUGUUUCUUCAGCACCUAUUUCUGCAAUUUACACUUUCAGUUAUGAAUCAGUAAAGGGAGCUUUGCUUCCCCUCUUUACCAAGGAAUAUCACUCGUUGGCCCAUUGCAUGGCUGGAGGUUGUGCAAGUGUUGCUACUUCAUUUGUUUUUACUCCAAGUGAACGAAUAAAGCAGCAGAUGCAAGUUGGUUCACACUAUCACAGCUGUUGGAAUGCCUUAUUGGGGAUUGUGGGGAAGGGAGGCUUUUCAUCAUUAUACAAUGGAUGGGGAGCUGUACUCUGUAGGAACGUUCCUCAUUCUAUCAUCAAGUUCUAUACAUAUGAGAGUUUAAAGAACAUGAUGUUCUCUUCACAUCAAGCACAUGCUCAGCCAACCACAAUAUUAACGCUAUUAUGCGGAGGGUUAGCUGGAUCUACUGCUGCUUUAUUUACAACUCCUUUUGAUGUGGUGAAGACGAGAUUACAGACACAGGUACCUGGAUCCGUAAACCGCUAUCACGGCGUAUUCAGCACUCUUAAAGAUAUAUCCCGACACGAAGGCCUUAAAGGACUAUACAGGGGAUUGAGUCCAAGAUUGGCCAUGUACAUGACUCAAGGAGCACUUUUCUUUGCAUCUUACGAGUCGUUCAAAAGGUUACUUUCUACUCAACUCGAACCUUCAUCAAAGGAUUUGUAAAUCGCGUGAUUUUUUCGUUUGAAGAUUGUUGAUUCUUUUAGGUUUCAGUCACACAUAUAACAUUACAAAUUCAUGUAAAGAGAGGAUUCAUACCAAAAGAUAUGCCUGAGGAUAUCGAGGGGAAAGGAAAACCAAUUUUUUUGUUGAAAUGACAGUUUUUUGAUGCGC
Messenger RNA from Cynara cardunculus var. scolymus (artichoke), 2350 nucleotides. RefSeq names its product pentatricopeptide repeat-containing protein At1g73400, mitochondrial-like. Gene Ontology annotation, molecular function: protein binding; S-adenosyl-L-methionine transmembrane transporter activity. The record is from RefSeq and is a predicted model, not a curated record. Lineage: Eukaryota; Viridiplantae; Streptophyta; Magnoliopsida; Asterales; Asteraceae. The transcript is spliced from 9 exons. Gene Ontology annotation, cellular component: mitochondrial inner membrane. Bases 239 to 2182 code for a protein of 647 amino acids.